UCGGUAAUAAUUACCAGCGGGAAUCAGGAAGCGAGCACAUUGCCAACACGUAUUCAUACUUCCCGCCAGUUCUACUGAGGAGUGGGAGAAGUGGGGAAGUUUAUCCCCGAGAUAAUGGUAUCAUUGGUGUCACUACGUCUCUGCUGAACUGAACGUCUCGUUGUCGGCUGUCGCUGUCAAUUGUGCGGCAACUGCCUUCUAGAGUGGAAGUCGUCCCGUCCGCCCAUUUCUUUGUAAACUAAACAUUGUAGGCUAAUCUUUUUUUGUUAUUUAGUUCCGAGGCAUAGGCCCCUACAAGUGGUGUGAGUUUUUUUUAGAAGUUUGUGUUAUUUUACAACGUAUUUACGUGGAGAUUUCACCUAUGGAUUCGUGUUUUCGCGAGUGAUGGUGUCAGUGUGGUGGUUUUGAAUUUUGGAUUAUUUUUCAUUUUGUGGAUCACGUAUUAUGGUUGGUGCGUUGUCGUGGCGUACUAGCCUGUGAGAUGUCAUGUUGUCGUCGCUGACGCUCGUGCUGCCGCUGCUGCUGCUAACUGCAGGGUGUGUCGCAUUUCAGUGUUCUACCUCCCCCUUCUCUCAGCAGACGACGGAAUAUCUUGUCUGUCCCAACGAAGAUUACAAAACCUACAACGACCCUGAGUUUACCAAUGACUGUGACUACCUGUCCACGUUGCCGUUCAACCUCUGCGAUGGCAGCGAGCUACAGUCGUUGGUGCUAUGUUGGAAACUUCAAGACCCUGUCUCUGGCACCAUGCAGGUGACAUACCCUCUGCUGCCUCAGAGAUGUAACUACACUGGGUAUGACCUCACAUUGAUGGUACACGAGGCGUCUAAUUGUCCCUCCAACACUGAAGACUUCUAUAAGCAUUCCAAGAGGGAAGUCAGCAUACGUAACUGCAUGGAUACAUCAUGUCACGACCAGUGCACUCAGAGAGGUGUGGUAGAGUUCAGACACAUGUUCACUGCCUGUUACCAGCUGUUUGUUACUCCCAAGAGGCACCUGAAGGCGUACCAGGACUUGGUGUCUAGUGCUGUAGCAGUCACCAUGCAGUAUGUCAAGACACCCAUCAAUACCAUGCACAGCCCCAUCUUUCAUCUUGAGUGGAACUCUGCCAGCGGUUCUGAGGUUAGAGUGCUGGUCAACUACUUAGACAUGAACCGUGUGUUUUUCACUCGCCUACAGCUGAUUAACUUGACUCCGCCGGACGGGGGAGGUGGAACCCCCGCUAGGGUCUACCUCAAUACCUCUGGCUCCGUCGGUUCACCAGACAUUAAGUGCAAGACUGGUAAAGGAGAAACAGUAGCACCAACCUGUUCAUAUCAGGGUGACAGCGUGGUGAGAUGUAGAUUCUCCAGCCUGAAGCCAGGUAACUACUGCGUCAGGAUACAGUUUGACGAUGACCGUUGUGCCGCGGACUCAGUAUGGAGCGAGUAUAACAACUACUCGACGUGCACUUGGGAGGUGUUCCAACAAUUUUUGUCACCAGAGCAACAAGCUGUCGAGGUGAUUGAAGACACGAAAAUCAGCCCGACCAUCAACCCGAUUAUGCUGAUAUUCAUCGCUUUUGCUAUUAUAGCCUGUGUGGUUGUGGCUCUAGUGGUCUAUCAGCACCUGAUGCCAGGCGCGCCUCACUUCCUGCCAGUACAACACAAGAACCUGCAGGUGUCUGAGAGGCCCGUAGUGCUGCUGUUGUAUGUCAGGGACUGUACACCGUUCAUGCAGGCGGUGGAACACCUGCGAACGCUAAUGAGGCGUGUUUACAACUGUCAGGUGAUUGACUGCUGGGAAGACAGCCAGUUUGGCGCGGUCGCCCAGAACCCUGCACGCUGGCUAAUGUCUCACCUGAGUUCUUCUCGGGUGCGCUGUGUACUGGUGACGUCGCCUGCUAGUGUAGUACAGGAGGCGGCCUUGGUCCACGGGCAGAGUGUCCGCUACAGACAGCCCAAGGCGUUGGAUGCUCUAGCCGCCCACGCACUGGCCACACUGCAUGAGACCAGCGGACACGACUCUUACAACAGAUUGUUUGUAGUCAGGCUAGACCCUGUCAACCACGGAGAGGGGACGUUUCCUCAAGUCAGGACAUACCUGAACCCUCUCACAACAUAUGUGCUGCCUACCCAUCUCAACAGACUGAUGGCAACACUAUACAACCUGGACUCCUCAGUGUGUACGAUAGCCACAGACGGUACAUCUGAUGAGGCAAUGUUGUCAGAGAUCAUUGACGAGUAUCGAGAAUACCUCAGAGAGAACCCUCGAUAUCUCGACAGUCUCUUGGUCUCGGAUAGUCAUCAGUCUGUUCUACAUAUACUCAACUAGACACCAAAGAAACUCUCGUAGUUAGUCUGACUGAAGUAGUAUGUCAUUGUUGCUGUGAUGGUAUUAGUGAAUCUCAAGCGUGAGUGUUUUGUAAAGCUUUGAACUAAUUUUAUUUCUUGCUGGUUAUUUUAUGGGUGUCCAACCGCUUUUGUAAAACCUUUUGUAAUAGUUUUUUUGCGAAUUUAAUUUUUUUUUAUAUUUAAGACUCAAACAAGACACCUUAUCCUUAACUGAUCUCAACUGUAGUUUAAACCUGAUUGUUUUAGCAGAAUUGUUUGCUUAGUAUGUGGGGUAAAAUAAAAUCGAAAUGAUUUAUCCUCUCCACUAGCUUAAGAAUCCCAAACAAUUCAAGUCACAAAACUCAAAAAUAGGUUGAACACCCUUAGUAAAAGAAUAAAAUAAUUAUUGUGUAAUUAUUUUAUUGCUCUCACAAUGAUUCCAGAUCUGUAAAAAGCCUAGAUGUUUUUGUUUUAGAUGUCAAUUUGGCAGCUUUGAUUAUUUUUAGUUUAAGAGUUCUUUUUGAAUGUUGGACUUAAAAAGACCAACAUCUAAAAGGAUGAGUAUGAUUUCAGAAUAAGUGAGAUACUUUUGGGGAAUCUCUAAGCCCUCCGAGGCACGGAAGCAACCUUAUAAGAUGUUUUGUAAAGUUUUCACACAUUUAGUUUUAAUUACUAAACUAUGGUUAGUAUCUCAGCAUCUAAUGCUGUAAUUUUUGUUUCCCAUGUAAACAAUUUUAUGCAUAAUUUACAAGAUUAUUGCCUCAACCACACUAAGCAAUCCGAUCGCAGAAGAAGUGGUAAAAUAUACUCAAAUAAAAACAGUCUCAUCAGGGAAAGAGCAACGGUCAAAUUCAUAUAUUUAUCUUGUUAUUUCCUUGCUGCGACAAACAAAGCCAUAUAGUGGAAUGUAUGAAAUAGAUGAUUUUUUAAAUGAACUAACACAAUGCUUGAAAUUUGAAAAAUAUAUUUCUUCAUUUUCCUGACUAUUAACUUUAUUUUUGCCUUUAUUUAUUUUGCUUAAAAAUAUCUUGCCAAAUUAUGCAUAUACACAUCUUUUAAAUGUAAACUUAAAUCUCUUGUAAGAGAUUGUAUUUGUUUCACCAUUUCUACAAAACAACUAAAUGUAUUUAUUGAAAAUUCAUCCCUGUCAGAUGUUUCUCAAAGGUCUGUUAUAUUAUUUUGAAAUCUGCAGUAGACUCUCUUUUAUCUGGACACCUUAUAAUCUGAUAUCAGUUAAACCUCCUCGGUACAUCGGCUCCUAAUUUUAAAAGUUUGAGGCUCUAUUGGUUUAACUGGAAAACCCGCUAUCCAGACUGGCCUCGGUCCUGAGGAGUCCGGAUAAGAGGGAGUCUACUGUAAUUAUAUAUUUUUGUUUUACUUUUUUCAAACCAAGAGUUUAAUUUUGUUAGUUCUGACUAUUAUGCAUAUAUAACGAGUGCUUGAUUUUUUUAUUGUACUGGUAUUCAAAACUAAAACUUGCAAGGAACCAUAAUCUUUUUUAUAUUAUAUCUUAUUUCACCCAAUUCUUUCCUACUCCUGUUUUGCCAUAAAACUCCAUAAACAAUACAUAGUACAUAGAAAUAUUGUCUUUUAAAUUUGUCUUAACAAUCUUAAAAAAUUCUCAAGAGUGUAAAGGUCCUGAAAUCAAGCACUGUAAAAAUCACAAGGGUUUAGUAGUUUUUUCUUUUUCAUUUGAACUUUUCUUUUUCAGUUAUUUGUUUGUAAAUAUUUUGUUUGUGAUUUUCUUUAUGUUGUAAGUUUUACAUUAUAGAAUAUAUUGCAAAGCUCAAUUAUAGAUUGGUUGUGAUAUACAGUAACUUUAAAUGCGUAGUCCUCCAAAAAAGUUAAAAAAUACCUGCUUGUACUGUCAAUGAAUGAUCUGGGUUUUGAUUUAAAUAUUACUUAAAGAUUCUAUUAACAUUUUCAAAAUUCUGUUUUUUUAUAUGCAAAACCAUAGUUUUAUUCAGUUAUAUUAUUUUUUAUACUUUUUAAAACUGUAACUUGCCCUAAAAAGACGUUAGGAAGUAAAAUGUAUACUUUUAGCAUUAUUAAUUGUCUGUCCCAAUAUCUGUUAUUUAUUUAUUGGUCCUUGUAUAUAGAUUUGUUUAUUUUGUACAUACAAAAUGUUCUUUAGUUUUAUUUCAUGUGGCUGUACCUAGGUUUAAUCUUUUGUACAUAAAGUGUAAAAUAAAGUUAGGUUUUAUUAUUUGA
Molecule: messenger RNA, 4523 nt
Organism: Macrosteles quadrilineatus (aster leafhopper)
Lineage: Eukaryota; Metazoa; Arthropoda; Insecta; Hemiptera; Cicadellidae
Exons: 14
Coding region: 487-2313 (608 amino acids)
Source: RefSeq, a predicted model, not a curated record